Pectinophora gossypiella (pink bollworm) is the source of this 8758-nucleotide messenger RNA. Its product is annotated as probable multidrug resistance-associated protein lethal(2)03659. Gene Ontology annotation, molecular function: ATP hydrolysis activity; ATP binding; ABC-type transporter activity. The transcript has 34 exons. Gene Ontology annotation, cellular component: membrane. The record is from RefSeq and is a predicted model, not a curated record. Bases 368 to 4705 code for a protein of 1445 amino acids. Gene Ontology annotation, biological process: transmembrane transport. Lineage: Eukaryota; Metazoa; Arthropoda; Insecta; Lepidoptera; Gelechiidae.
UCGAAAUUUCUUUUGAUGUGAAAGGACGUUUGUUGUGUGCUCUUUGUUCGAUAUUCGAUAGUUUAGUGAAUUAGUGUUUAUUUAGUUUAAUUGUUAUUUUAAAUUAUAUUGUAUGAAUAGAACUGUAAGUUUUUCUUGUGUUUUGUGUGGACGAAAGCUGUGUUUUCUUGUGCCUUAAUUUUUUUUGUGCCGAUCAGCUGACGGCUCGCUGUUUCAGCCAAUUUCCGGUUUCUCGAUUCAACUAUGGCGAAUAUUUAAUCAUAACUUGAACGAUACUUAAAAAAUCAGUGAUAUAGUUAUAGUGGUCAAUCACAAAGUGCCAAUUAUAUACAAAGUUAGUUAUAAAUAAACUAUAUCUAAGUAUACAAUGGAUCCAGGUUAUUUUGAUACCGAGCGGAAGGAAAAUCCGAAAGACAACGCUAAUAUAUUCUCCAGAAUUACAUUUUGGUAUACACGAACACUUUUCGCUAAAGGCAGAAAAGGACAGCUUAGCAUAUCAGACGUCUAUAGAUGUUCGCCAGAAACGAAGGCGGCGCCGCGCGGCGAUGUAAUGGGACAAAAAUGGAAGAAGCAGUUACAAAAACAAGAAAAGGGCAAGAAUCCGUCUCUUCUGAAGGCUAUCAUGAAAAUUCAUGGAUUCAGUUUUUUCUUAGGCAACUUUAUAUUCGCGUUAGUGGAUGCUAGUAUACGGUUAUCAAUACCAAUGUGUCUAGAAGGGUUAAUAAAAUACUUUUCGCCGUCACAUUCGGGUAUAACAUCGCAACAAGCUUAUUUGUAUGCUUUGGGCGUGGUUGGGCUAAUGGCAUUGAACGCAACGAUAAUACACCCAAUGUUGCUGUGGUUAUUGACCAUGAGUGUAAAAAUACGAGUGGCGUGUUGCUCGCUCAUAUAUAGAAAGCUUCUCCGCCUAGAUUUGACUGUAGGCGGCAAAGCCUCGGAAGGCUUGGCCGGCCAUGUGGUGAACCUGCUGACGACAGACGCCCAGCGGUUCGACAUGGCGUCUCUGUUCCUGGUGGACCUGGUCAGGACCCCCAUAGAGUGUGUGCUCAUCAUUUACUUGAUGUACAGGCAGAUCGGUGUUGCCACGCUCUCUGGAGUCGCGUUCCUGCUGAUGUUCAUACCGCUACAAGCGUACCUGGGCAAGAUAUCGAGCAAGUUGCGCCGCAAGACAGCCAUCAGGACUGACAACCGCAUCCGGCUGAUGAACGAGGUGAUACAGAGCAUCGAGGCCAUCAAGAUGUACGCCUGGGAGGAGGCCUUCGUGAGGAUCAUCGGACAAGCCAGGAAAAAAGAAAUGAACGUUAUAAAAAAAAUGUCGUGGCUCCGGGCUGUGAUGCUGUCCUGUGUAAAACUGAACACCAAAGUGGCCAUCUUUCUUUCCAUCAUAUCUUUCCUUGCUUUAGAUAACGAUUUGACAGCUGCUAAAGUGUUCGUCAUCUUUUCCUACUACGAAAUGCUAAAGUACACUUUGGUGGAUUUUUUGCCUUUAGCAAUCACUUUCACUUUGGAAGCCUAUGUCAGUGUGAAGAGGAUGCAAGAGUUCUUGCUUUUGCCCGAAGUCGAUAACCAAGAUGGCGUCGACUUGUUGAAUAUAAGUGAAGAGACGACUGAGAAGACGAAAGUUUUUGAAAAGAUUGGCAAUGGACAACAAACAUACAUAAAGUCCGACUCGAACCUGGACCGUGGUAAACAGGAGCUGAUCACCCUGAAGGGGUUCACAGCGCACUGGAAGAACGCCGGCGACGUGACCCAGGAGAGGAAGAUACCAGCACUCAGUGAUAUUAAUCUUACCAUCAAACCGGAAUCCCUGACGACUGUAGUGGGCACAGUUGGCUCUGGGAAGUCGACGCUGCUGCAGGCGAUGUUACGAGAGCUGUCACCCACCAGUGGAACCCUCAGGGUCAAUGGCGUGGUGGCGUAUGCCUCGCAGGACCCCUGGUUGUUCGAGGCUUCCGUCCGCCAGAACAUCCUGUUCGGUCAAGACAUGGACCUGCGGCGGUACAAGCAGGUCAUCAAGUGUUGCCAGCUCAAGAGUGACCUCGAGAUACUCUCGCAUGGAGACAAGACUAUCGUUGGCGAACGAGGUGCCUCUCUGUCUGGUGGUCAACGCGCGAGGAUAUCUCUGGCGCGGUGCGUGUACCAACAUGCAGAUGUCUAUCUCUUGGACGAUCCGCUAGCCGCUGUCGACGCUAAGGUGGCCCAAGCGAUCUAUGAGGAGUGCAUCCGCGGCUUCCUCCGCGACAAGGCGACCGUGCUGGUGACGCACCACGUGCAGUACGCCAGACACGCUGACGCCGUGUGUGUCAUGAGGGGGGGCAAGAUCGUAGCCCAGGGUACGUACAGCGAGCUGAAGAGCGGCGCGGUGGAGUUCAACAAGCUGGUGGAGAUGGGAGAGAGAGAUCACGAGGAGAAGCAGAAGAAGACCAGCUACGAGACGCAGGAGAGCACGGAACACAACCAUAAACUGCGCACGCAACGAUCAAUGUCCGAGGCGUCACAGUUAUCAUUCAAUCUGGAUUUAGACAACAAUUUGGAUCCAAAAUACGAGGGUGAGAGCCAGAACAAGGGCUCGGUGGCCAGCAGCGUGUACGUGGGGUACAUCAAGAGCGGCGGCGGCAAGCUGGCGAUGUCGCUGCUGUUCGCGCUGUUCCUGUGCGCGCAGGUGUUCUACUCCGCCACCGACGUCUGGCUCAAGGAGUGGGUAAAUAUCGAGGAGGCCAAUAGCGCUGCAGUGGUCGCAGCCAGAAAUUCCUCCGACAAUCCUCCUCCAGACUUCACAGCACUUCCGAACAACGUGUUCCACCUCACGAGGGAGCAGUGUGUGAUGAUGUACGCUGCGCUAAUCGUGACAUGCGCAGUGUUCACUUGGAACAAGCUGGUCGUCUUCUACAACACGUGUAUACGCGCUUCGGCGCGGCUGCACGACCACAUGUUCAGAGGUGUAACGAACGCUCCGAUGUGGUUCUUCCACCACAAUCCAUCAGGGCGUAUCCUCAACCGCUUCUCCAAGGAUAUAGGGCAGGUGGACACCUUGCUGCCAGUCGCCUUGGUCGACUGUCUUGGGUUCUUUCUGGAGGUGAUAGCGAUUCUGGUGGUCGUCUGCUUGGUCAACUGGUGGCUUUUACUGCCGACAGCAGUUGUCGCCACGCUGCUGUUCCUGCUGCGAAGCUUGUUCCUCAACACCAGUCGAGAGCUCAAGAGGAUUGAAGCUAUUGCACGAAGUCAAUCCCUGAACCACUGCGCGGCAACAGUAUCAGGACUCAACACUAUCAGAUCCUCAGGGGAACAGCAGCGCACCAUCGCCAGAGAGUUCGACAAACUUCAGGAUCUUCACUCAGCUAGCUGGUCUCUGGUCCUGGAUACUAACAGAGCCUUCGGCUUCUGGAUGGACAUGGUCUGCUGUUUAUACCUGGCGCUGGUGACGUUUAGUUUCUUCCUGUUUGCUAGCGAAGGCGGCAACGUGGGGCUGGCCAUCACCCAGGUGAUCGGCCUGGUGGGCAUGUGCCAGUACGGGAUGAGGCAGACGGCCGAGGUGGAGAACCAGAUGACGUCAGUGGAGAGGAUAUUGGAGUACACGAACCUGCCUCCUGAGCAGCCGAUGGACGUGGACGAGGUGGCGCUCAAGAACAACCAUCCCGGACUGGACUUCGACAAGUGGCCUAGCAAAGGAGAAAUAGUGUUCGAAGACGUAUCCUUGGAGUACGAGAAACCCCCGAAGAAGGACCAACCACACCCCCCGCCCGUCUCCGAAGCCAUGAAGGUAGAGGAGCCAGUGUUCGCCAUCCGCGGGGUGAGCUUCACAGUGCGGCCAGCGGAGAAGGUGGCCGUGGUGGGCAGGACCGGCGCGGGGAAGAGCUCGCUCAUUGCUGCACUGUUCAGGCUCAGCAAGGUGUGUGGCCGCGUGUCGGUGGACGGCGUGUGUCCGCAGCAGGCGGGGCUGCGCGCGUGGCGCUCGCGGCUGUGCGCGCUGCCGCAGCGGCCCGCGCUGUUCGCCGCCACGCUGCGGGACAACCUCGACCCCGGCGGCCGCCACAGCGACGCGCAGAUACACGCCGCGCUGCAGCAGGUGGAGCUGACCGAGCUGGUGUCGAACCUGCCGGCGGGGCUGUCCACCCGGCUGGGCGACGGCGGCGGCAACCUGUCCAGCGGCCAGCGCCAGCUGCUGUGCCUGGCGCGGGCCGCCCUCGCCGGCUGCAACGUGCUGGUGCUGGACGAGGCCACCGCCAACGUCGACACCGAGACCGACAAGCACAUCCAAGAGACCAUUCGCAGCAAGUUCGCAGACUCCACCGUGCUCACCAUAGCACACAGGCUGAACACUGUCAUGGAUUACGACAGGGUCAUCGUAAUGGACAAAGGGCGCGUGGUGGAGAGUGGUCACCCGCACGAGCUGUUGACGAUGUCAGCAGCGACCAGGAGUGAGACGCCGCAGCGCCGGUCGCUGCUCUCCAAAGGACAGGCGCCGCUAGCUAUCCCGGAGAACUUCACGUUUGAAUCAAAGACACGUCUUGAAGACCACAACGAGACUGUCGUACUGUCACGAGACCGGAUACGCACAUAUUCCAACAGGUCGGAGGCGAGCGAGGCGGAGCCCCAGGGCAUCUUCAAGAGCCUGGUGGAGCAGACCGGGCCGGAAACCGCCCGGAUGCUGUACCAGAUGGCCGAGGAGAGCUACAACAAAAUGCAGCAAAAGAAGACAGCUUGAACCAAGAAGACAUCAGCGGGAAUCAACAUUCCUAACCAAAGGCUGUUAGUGAAAUUAUUUUUCGACGCUACGUUACAAUCACAAACAAUAACAUGCAAACAUUUAUGGAGAUUUGGGUAGACUGGGUUCAUUAUGCAAUGGCGCUGGUUUCUGCAGACACCUGAUUUUAUUUUAAGUUAAGUAUACCCAUAUAAUAAAUACACACAUAAUUAUAAUUUUUUCUAUGACGUAUCUCGAAUGUACGGUAUGAAUCUUCGGACAAUAAUUAUUUAUUGGUGAAAACAGUCUAUCUAUCUCGCUGUAAUUGAUUGCAAUGAGGGACUUUCCAAUCGACGUUCCCCAAACACACGAUAGAUGGCGUUAUUCACUUUUAACGUGAUAAUGGCCCCGAUUCCUGCAAACACCGCCUAAUUUUAUUUUAAGUUAUAUCCGUCAUUUUCAUAUCCGUCGAAAAGGAAAGGGACGGAUGAUUCACAGCUCUUAAUUUUAGGAAGAAUGAGUAAAUGAAUGUGUCGGGUUAUUGACUGAUGUAAAAUUUUUAGACGGUUGGUUUAGAUUUGUGCUUAAAAUUGACGUGUGUUCCAUAAAUUUUAUGCUUGUCAAUUACCCGUCCCUUUCCUUUUCGGCGGAUAAGAAAAUGACAGAUAUAACUUAAAAUAAAAUUAGAUGGUAUUUACAGGAAUUAGCACCAAUAUCUGGGGUACAUAAUUAUUCAAAAAUGUAAUGUAAUGGGAGAAGCAUUAUAUAAAACUAAUUGUCGCUUGAUAUUUGGAUCACAUUAUGUAUAGGGGUCGUUCUUCUUUUUUAUCGACAAUAAAAAGACAUUUUCUCGAUUUAUCGGAUUUAACAUCUUUAAAAUUAUAACGGCAAUAAAUGUUUUAAAACAUCAUAUAAAUAUGUGUCUGUAGAGGACUAUUUAGUGGUUCUCUUUAUCUUGGUAACAUACUUUUCUUUGCAGGCGCAUUCCAAAAAAUAUUGUGACUGAGUGGCCCUUUUCAUCGGAGACAGCAUUUCAAUUUACCACUCUGUCACAGAAUUUUGUGAAAAACAAGCUACGUUAAUAACUAAUUGAGGAACCGAUUAGUAUUUUGCUUGUAUUUUGAGUAUAAUAAGAUAACUAUAUUUUUGGACAAUCAAAACAUGAAAUAAAAUUCUAAAACAUAACUUAUCAGAAGCAGAACGAAGGACAGAUCAUUGUCGAUAAAAAAGAAGAACGACCCAUAGAAUGAUGUUGCUACCUAUAUUGCUUCUCUUUAUUUUGAUCAGAAUAAUAAUGGGUGGAAGUUGUAAUUGUACCUUGGUGUAAUAAAAAGGGUCAUCAUUUAUACCCAAAAACAAAGGUAAAAGAUGCAUAUGUCUGUUAUCCAUGAAAUUAGAAGUUUAAGCGGGGAAAAAACUCAACAACGCCAUCUACCGUGUUUUUGGGGAACGCCGAUUGGAAAGUUCCUAAUUAUAAUAAAUUAUUACAAUAAGUUACGCAUCAGUAUUUAAUAUUCAAUUAGAAUAAUAGACAAAAUAUACUUACUGUAUCGAUUUUACACGUUUGUUUUGUGGUGCAUUUUUUUUCUGUAAUGUAAAUUUUAUCUUUAGUUUUUUUAAUUGCAAUAGUUGCUACUAUUUAUUAACUAAUUUAAUCAUGCCAUUUAUUGUAUACUACACCUACUCGGAAAGCGUCUUCUUUCUUAUUUAAAUACUAAUUAAAAAGAAAAUAAAAUUCAUUCAUUUCGAAUUUUGAAAAAGGAUCAGAAUGUUUGACAUUACUGUCAUACAAAUAAGCGGGAAUAUUUUUUUUAUACAAAUCCAUUGCCUCCCGAGUUUUCCAUUUUUAAUAUUUACGAUUUGGGCAACCACCAACUUAAUUUGACAGGACUAAAACUAGCUCUAUAUCUUUACUGUACUUAUUGUUAGUGAAGGACGGCACCAGUGAGAGCUAUCAAAGUAAAUUUUGUUCCGUUUGAGUCCGCCCGAAUUAGCAGUAAAGUAUUUUACUGCAUUUUAUUAUUCUAAAUAUACACGUAUUUUACGUGUAUUCUUGAACAUUGUUUAUUCGAAUUUUAAACAAUUGGCUCUAUAAAAAACCCAAUUUUUACUUAUCUAUUCUUGAUAAGGCAAAGGUCCGAGGCUAACUGCCUAUUUAAGGGAUUAGAUUUUAUUUUAAAUUAAAUAGCAAUUUGUUGCCUACUCAAAUUACUCCAUAGUGUCUUCCUAGUAAAAAAUAAUUCUUAAAUUAAGUGUCUAAUGGUGCUUUGAUCAUAUUUCAAUUACGCCUUGCCGAGUGCGAUCUCACAUUAAUAUACGUAAACUUAAAAUAUACUUAACUUUUGGUGCUGUAGGCGCAUGUCAAUGCAAUAUAUAAGGGUUCAUUGUGCUUAUUCUAGAAUAAAACGAAAUUAUUAAUUCGAUUUUUGACAUAUCACAAGAGGCUUUAAAAGAGCGGCAAUCUGGGUAAGUACUUACAUAAAGGCCGUUCGUUAGGUUACAUGAGGCUGAUUAGUAGAAAGGAUUUUGUUUUUAAUUUUUCUUUUUGGCAUGACGUGGUUUACGCAAAACGAGGAAACAUUUCAAAAAAGGAAUUAUUUAUUCGUAAAGACGACGAAUAAAAAAAGUAAUGUCCUAAUAUGUCCCUAUAUCUAGGUCAAAAAAAAAAUUGCGGGAAUUUGGUAUUUUUGAGAGGCUAAGAAUAAAGCCACCUAGGCGAUUGCUAUGACCUAAAAAAACUGAUUGGCAGGUCUGUCUUAUUAUUUAAUAUAUUAUGUAUACCAGUGAAAAAUGAUUGCUUUUGUAUCAUAGUUUUUUAUGAAUAAUUCUAAAUAACACUUUUACAACAAACAUUCGAUGUCUAACCUUUAGAAAUCCUAAUGCUGGACAUGGGGUAAACAAUUAUUUUAAAUAAUGUUUAUAUUCUUUUAGAAAUACGAAUUAAUAUUGUACUUAGUAAGAAAUUUAUUGUACUUAUGUUUAAUCUAAUAGGAACGCAAUUGUAACAUUAUUUGAGAGUUUUUUUCCACAGAAUUCUUAUUAUAGAUACCGUGGGAGCGUAGCCGGACAGACAUAUGCACACAAUGAGCAUAUUAUAUGAGACAACGAUCGUAUAAUAAAACUUCCUACGUCAUUCAUUGCUUCUUUGGUAUCGCGCAAACACAAUUAGUGCUUGUGUUACUACGCAAUAAACCGCGGGUAAAUGUAUGUAGCCGUCCAGCCAGAACUGUCUUGGGGCGGCCGCUUCACACGCCGACGUGGGUUAACAGGCGACAUGCGGACUCGAGUAAUUUAGUGCUGAGGGCAUAUCAGGCGCACAUAAUACCAGCGUCGUGGUUCACGCCGCGACUUGUGCUGAGUGAGGCCCUUUUAUCUCAGGACGUCCAUAUCGCCCUUGUUUUUAUAAGAAAGAAAGAAAGAAACAUUUAUUAUUUAGGACACCACAGACACGGAUUACAUAUAUAUACAUUAUAAUGACAUCACAUCAGAAGUUAACGCCCACACGAAAUAUUUUCUAUAUAGAAACAUGGAAAACGAACACAGAAACUUAUACCUAAAUUAAAAUGUGACGUCAUGUCGGCUUACCCAUGUGUAGUGGAUGGUGUCCCGUAUAAAAGGUUCUCACUCAGCUUAUGCCGCGGCGUGAGUUUUUCUAUAAAGAAUUUGUCAUCCUCGUAGCAUUUACAAUGAUGAUGCAAUUGGAGCUGUCAAAUUAUCAAAAAUUAUUCAGUGGCAGUUGCCUAAGACCGCUUACACAUUUACGGAGACGUUGGCCAGUGUAAAUGUGGAAGGGGCCUAAGAUCUACGUCAUAUCCUCAAAAAAAAAGAUAGGCAUUAUAGACGGGAGUUAUCAAGCGCACGUUCAAGCUGCCGCAAUACAUGAACGAUCCGCUCGUGUCUUGUUAUAUGUGUGACGGUUUUGUUUUGGUAUGUGCUUCUAUGCUGUUCUGGGAGCAAAUAAAAAACAUAGAACACGUUCAGCUGCUUGUCUUCCCGGACAUGUCGUAAAAUCCGACAGGGGGAUUGUGUCCUCUAAAUGACGGGCUAAUGUUAUGGGCGAUAGGCGGAUCCCUU